Melanotaenia boesemani (Boeseman's rainbowfish) is the source of this 3590-nucleotide messenger RNA. RefSeq lists its product as uncharacterized. Gene Ontology annotation, molecular function: protein binding. The transcript is spliced from 15 exons. Lineage: Eukaryota; Metazoa; Chordata; Actinopteri; Atheriniformes; Melanotaeniidae. The record is from RefSeq and is a predicted model, not a curated record. Bases 62 to 2878 code for a protein of 938 amino acids.
UACUGGAGGGAAGUGCUGUGUUUCCAGAGAGGCAGAAGUUAAAAAUCCAAAGGUUCAACUCAUGGAUUGUAAGCUGAUCAUCUUUGUGCUCACAGGAGCACUGCUCAGUGUUGCCUUCGCACAGACUCGUCAGUACUACUUUGUGAACACGCAGCUGAACUGGACUAGUGCUCAGAGUGUCUGCAGACACGACUUCACUGAUCUGGCAACCAUAGAAAACACAGAUGACAUCAAUGCUGUUGUUAGCACCACAUCAACCUUUACAGGCAAGGCUUGGAUAGGUCUCCAUGAUGACUUGGUAAACAGCUGGAGAUGGUCCCUAAAUGACAGCAGCUUCUACGGUGAAGGAGAGACGACAUUCAGAAACUGGGAUUCUGGCCAGCCCGACAAUUUUGGUGGAACACAGUACUGUGUGAGGCUUUUAGCUAAUGGCAAAUGGGAUGACGUGAACUGCAGUCAGCAGUAUAAUUUUGUGUGCUACAAUGGCACAGUGAACGGCACACCAUCUCUCGUUUUUGAUCAAACUUUGCUCUUAAAUUGGACUGAAGCUCAGCAAUUCUGCAAGCAGAAUUAUGUUGAUCUGGUCAGCAUACGAAAUCAAACUGAAAAUAACAUCAUCAAAGACAUAGCAGGUGGAUCUACUGUGUGGAUCGGUCUGUACCGGUAUAAAGAGUGGUCUGAUGGCAGCAACUUUCUGUUUCAAUACUGGGCUAACGGUCAGCCAGACAGUGGCUCACAGCAGUGUGUGGCAGCAGGAUUCGGUGACUCGGGAAAAUGGUCAGAUGAAGACUGUAGCCAGAGUUUACCGUUCAUCUGUUACACACCAAAGGAACUACCCCCCAGCUGCGUACAGCUAGGUUGUCCUUCUGGCCAGGAUUGCAUCACUUUUAAUGGAACGGACCAAUGUGUCGACCCCUGCCAGAACUACACCUCACUGAAUGAUGACUGGCGCUCAGUAAAUAACACAGACAUUUCAACUUUGCACUGUGACUAUAUUAACUGGCAUGGCUGGUAUCGGCUGUUUCUCAAUAAUAACAGUGCUCAAAUCCCAGAGAGAUGUAUAGAAACAUUGAGAUGUGGAACUCAUGCUCCGAUGUGGAUAACAGCACCUCAUCCCACACAGUCAGAUGUUAUAGUAAAUCGGACUGUGUGUAAUAACUGGGCUGGUUCCUGCUGUCAGUUUCCCUCACAUACCAUCCAGGUCAAACUCUGCUAUGGAUACUAUGUCUACAAACUACAGCGACCAUACGCCUGCCACCUGGCAUAUUGUGCAGAGCAAAUGUUCAGUGUUUCUGGACAAAAUGAGACCAGUAUCACUCUGCAGUGGAAGAAACUCAACAACAAUGUUAGCUUUGUUCUCCAGUUUAAUGGUACAGAGACAAACAUCACUGCACCAGACGGAAAUGGAACAGUAACGUACACAGUCUCAUCUCUCACUGCUGGGACUAAAUACACAUUCACUCUCUUCUAUGUGUUUGACAACAUCAGAUACAGUAGAGUACAACUUACAGCUGUUACUGCUCCUCUAAAUGCUGCAAACUUCACAUCAUCAGGAAAAACUCAGACCAGUAUCACUCUGCAGUGGAACAAAGAUAACAACAACACCAACUUUGUUCUCAGUGUUAAUGGCACAGAAACAAAUAUAAAUCCACCAGUAGGACCAGUAACUUACACAGUCUCACCUCUCACUGCUGGAACUACAUACACAUUCACUCUCUUCUCUGUGUUUGAGAACAUCAGAAGCAGUGGACUACAGCUUACUGAGGAACUACCCCCCAGCUGUGUACAGCUAGGUUGUCCUUCUGGCCAGGAUUGCAUCACUUUUAAUGGAAUAGACCAAUGUGUCGACCCCUGCCAGAACUACACCUCACUGAAUGAUGACUGGCGCUCAGUAAAUAACACAGACAAUUCAAAUGUGCACUGUGACUAUAUUAACUGGCAAGGCUGGUAUCGGCUGUUUCUCAAUCAAAACAGUGCUCAAAUCCCAGACAGAUGUAUAGAAGCAAACCGAUGUGGAACUCAUGCUCCGAUGUGGAUAACAGCACCUCAUCCCACACAGUCAGAUGUUAUAGUCAGUCGGACUGUGUGUAAUAACUGGGCUGGUUCCUGCUGUCAAUUUCCCUCACAUACAAUCCAGGUCAAACUCUGCUAUGGAUACUAUGUCUACAAACUACAGAGACCAUCCGCCUGUCACCUGGCAUAUUGUGCAGAGCAACUGUUUAGCACAAAAGUAUCUGGACAAAAUGAGACCAGUAUCACUCUGCAGUGGAGUAAAGUCAACAACAGUGUUAGCUUUGUUCUCCAGUUUAAUGGUACAGAUACAAACAUCACUGCACCAGAUGGAAAUGGACCAGUAACUUACACAGUCUCAUCUCUCACUGCUGGGACUAAAUACACAUUCACUCUCUUCUCUGUGUUUGACAACAUCAGAUACAGUAGAGAACAACUUACAGCUGUUACAGCUCCUCCAAAUGCUGCAAACCUCCAUUCUUUAAGAAACAAUGAGACCAGUAUCACUCUGCAGUGGAGUAAAGUCAACAACAAUGUUAGCUUUGUUCUCCAGUUUAAUGGUACAGAGACAAACAUCAGUGCACCAGAUGGAGAUGGACCAGUAACUUACACAGUCUCAUCUCUCACUGCUGGGACUAAAUACACAUUCACUCUGUUCUCUGUGUUUGAGAACAUCAAGAGCAGUGGAGUCAGCAUCACUGCAGCUACCGGACCCAAUUUCGUUGUUGGAUUAGAAAUUGAAUUAAAUUCAUUAACUGAACUGUCAGAUUCAGAUCUCCAGGAUGCGCUGGCAGAGCUCUUUAAUCUAUAUGGGAUACUGCCUCAGAUUUCCAUGAAGGUCCUAUCUGUGAAGCCAGGAGAUGAGUGAAGAACAACAUUGUUUCCUAUGCUUCCCUGAAAAGAGCAGAACUUGAUGAUGGGAAUAUUUUUAAUUUUACAAUUACACAAAAUCAUUCCUUUAACUUUAUGUAUCUGUAACAGUGAAAUCAGUAUCAGAUUAAAUAUCAUCUACAAAUUUGUUAAGACUGUGUUAAGCUUUCUUUAGUGCAUUGUAAUUAUUGUUAUUGCUAUGUUGUAAUUUGUUUGAAAUAAAUCAUCUGAGAGUGCUGCAAUUAAUUCAUCCACAUGUUCCUUGUUGCUGAAACCUACAUGUAUGAUACCAAUAUAUACAAAGAAAUACCAGACAAAACAGAUGCAGUACUUCACCUGAGCCAGACUUUACUCCUCCCACCUUCAAACAACAUGCACGAUGUGUUAGGGUUCUGUUAUGGUUCCUGGAUUUUUGUGUGUUUCUUGGUUUAUUAGGUUUUGAUUAUGGUUUGGGUUUCUGGGUUUAUGUCAUGUCCAGUUCUGUUUUCCUGUUUUCCCUCAUGUGCUCUGGUUUCUGUUCCUAGCUUAUUACUCCACCUGGUUUGAUCCUCAUUCACGUCACCUGAGCCUAAUUACUCCCUAUGUCUAUAAAUCCCGAUGGUUUUCAGUUUUGCCUUGUCAGAUCCUUGUGUGUGUGUGUGGUUCAUGCACCUGUACUGUGUGUUUCCGGCUCCUGAGUUCAAGUUAAUAAACUCAUUUACCCGCACCGA